Messenger RNA from Meriones unguiculatus (Mongolian gerbil), 4998 nucleotides. It is a transcript of the gene Klhl29, whose product is annotated as kelch like family member 29. Gene Ontology annotation, molecular function: protein binding. The record is from RefSeq and is a predicted model, not a curated record. NCBI's taxonomy places the organism in Eukaryota, Metazoa, Chordata, Mammalia, Rodentia, Muridae. The transcript has 15 exons. The coding region runs from base 288 to 2990 and encodes 900 amino acids.
UCUCGGCCAGGACGCGAGCGGCCCCAGCUACCGCCACCCGCCGGCGCCGUCCCCUAGUCGUCAGCCCCCCUGCACCCAUCCGCGACCCUGGGCUCCCUGCGCGUCGGGCCGGGGCCGGAGCGGCGCGGCCGCAGACUGUCUGGCUUCCCCGUUAUGCCCAUGCUUUGCUAAGUGCUGGUGGUCAUCGAAGUUUUUGCAUCCUGGGGACAAAUCCUGAGCUCACCAGAGACGGACGGCGGAAGGUCCGGGCUCUGGUUCCCUGUGAGAAGCUGCCACGGCCCACCGAGAUGUCCAGACACCACAGCCGCUUCGAAAGAGAUUACCGCGUAGGCUGGGACCGCCGUGAGUGGACUGUCAAUGGGACCCACGGGGCCACCAGUGUCUGCAGCGUCACCUCCGGUGCUGGUGGCGGCACGGCCAGCAGUCUCAGCGCACGACCGGGCCUCCUGCCACUGCCCGUGGUGCCCUCCCGGCUGCCCACUCCCGCCACAGCUCCGGCUCCCUGCACGACCGGCGGCGGCGAAGCCAUCACCAGUCUUGUGGCCAGCUCGGCCUCCGCAGUCACCACCAAGGCUCCGGGCAUCUCCAAAGCUGAAAGUCAGUCCCAGGGACUCACGACAAGCAUCCGAUGGGGGCAGACUCCCAUCAAUCAGUCCACACCCUGGGACACUGAUGAGCCGCCCUCCAAACAGAUGAGGGAGAGCGACAAUCCAGGCACAGGGCCAUGGGUGACCACCGUGGCCGCCGGGAACCAGCCUUCCCUGAUCGCACACUCCUAUGGAGUGGCCCAGCCUCCUACCUUCAGUCCGGCUGUGAACGUCCAGGCCCCAGUCAUCGGGGUGACUCCCUCACUGCCUCCGCAUGUGGGGCCCCAGCUCCCGCUGAUGCCAGGCCACUACUCCCUCCCGCAGCCGCCCUCCCAACCGCUGAGCAGCGUGGUGGUGAACAUGCCUGCUCAGGCCCUGUACGCCAGCCCUCAGCCCCUGGCGGUAUCCGCUUUGCCUGGAGUAGGACAGGUAGCCCGCCCGGGACCCACUGCCGUGGGCAACGGCCACAUGGCAGGGCCCCUGCUGCCUCCACCUCCGCCAGCCCAGCCAUCUGCCGCUCUCCCCAAUAGUGCUCCUGCCACUAAUGGGCCCCCCACAACAGACUCGGCCCAUGGGCUACAAAUGCUUCGGACCAUUGGAGUGGGGAAGUAUGAGUUCACCGACCCAGGGCACCCUAAAGAAAUGUUGAAGGAAUUGAACCAGCAACGCAGAGCGAAAGCGUUUACAGACCUGAAAAUUGUUGUUGAAGGCAGAGAGUUUGAAGUCCACCAAAAUGUUCUAGCUUCCUGCAGCUUGUAUUUCAAGGACCUGAUUCAAAGGUCGGUGCAGGACGGCAGCCAGGGCAGCCGGGAGAAGCUGGAGCUGGUGCUGUCCAACCUGCAGGCUGAUGUGCUGGAGUUACUGCUGGAGUUUGUCUACACCGGGUCUCUGGUCAUCGACUCAGCCAAUGCCAAGACUCUGCUUGAGGCAGCCAGCAAGUUCCAGUUCCACACCUUCUGCAAGGUCUGCGUGUCCUUUCUCGAGAAGCAGCUGACCGCCAGCAACUGUCUAGGAGUGCUGGCCAUGGCUGAGGCCAUGCAGUGCAGCGAGCUCUACCACAUGGCCAAGGCCUUCGCGCUGCAGAUCUUCCCCGAGGUGGCCGCCCAGGAGGAGAUCCUCAGCAUCUCUAAGGAUGACUUUAUCGCCUACGUCUCCAAUGACAGCCUCAACACCAAGGCCGAGGAGCUGGUCUACGAAACUGUCAUCAAGUGGAUCAAGAAGGACCCAGCAGCACGUGCACAGUAUGCUGCGGAGCUGCUAGCCGCGGUCCGCCUUCCGUUCAUCCACCCCAGCUACCUGCUUAAUGUGGUGGACAACGAAGAGCUCAUCAAGUCAUCAGAGGCAUGUCGGGACCUGGUCAAUGAGGCUAAACGCUACCACAUGCUGCCCCACGCCCGGCAGGAGAUGCAGACACCCCGAACCCGGCCCCGCCUAUCUGCAGGUGUGGCCGAGGUCAUCGUUUUGGUCGGAGGCCGUCAGAUGGUGGGGAUGACCCAGCGCUCCCUGGUGGCUGUCACCUGCUGGAACCCGCAGAACAACAAGUGGUACCCCUUGGCCUCACUGCCUUUCUAUGACCGAGAGUUCUUCAGCGUAGUGAGUGCCGGGGACAACAUCUACCUCUCAGGUGGUAUGGAAUCGGGGGUGACGCUGGCUGAUGUCUGGUGCUACAUGUCCCUAUUGGAUAACUGGAACCUCGUCUCCAGAAUGACUGUCCCUCGCUGUCGCCACAAUAGUCUCGUCUAUGAUGGGAAGAUUUACACACUUGGGGGACUUGGCGCGGCAGGCAACGUGGACCAUGUGGAGAGAUAUGACACUAUCACCAACCAAUGGGAGGCGGUAGCCCCUCUACCUAAGGCAGUACAUUCGGCAGCGGCCACUGUGUGUGGUGGCAAGAUCUACGUGUUUGGUGGGGUGAAUGAGGCAGGUCGAGCCGCAGGUGUCCUUCAGUCCUAUGUACCACAGACCAACACGUGGAGCUUCAUUGAGUCCCCAAUGAUAGACAACAAGUAUGCACCCGCUGUCACCCUCAACGGCUUUGUGUUCAUCCUGGGAGGAGCUUAUGCCAGAGCCACCACCAUCUACGACCCGGAGAAAGGCAACAUCAAGGCGGGGCCAAACAUGAAUCACUCUCGGCAGUUCUGCAGCUCCUGCCUCCAGAUUCCAACCCUGCUCGAAUUCCCGCCUGACUUCCUCCAAUUGAUGGACUAUGAUCUGGAAGUUGCUGUGGUGCUCGAUGGUAAAAUUUAUGCAACCGGAGGCAUCGUGAGCAGCGAGGGACCAGCCCUGGGCAACAUGGAAGCCUACGAGCCCACAACCAACACAUGGACCCUCCUACCCCACAUGCCCUGUCCUGUGUUCAGACACGGCUGUGUCGUGAUAAAGAAAUAUAUUCAAAGCGGCUGACAUCAGCAGAGAGCCCGGGACAAGUCUAUGGGACAAGUCUGGUGAGGCAAAAAUGCCACACACCACGGUUAUCUUUCAACACCAACGAGAGGCCCACAACACACAAUCAAGAUUCUCACUGCGCUAACAUUUCGAAUAUUCUCUACACUGAAUGUAGAAAAUCAUCCUUGCCUUUUGGGUGAAGCGGGGCACAGUGCUCCGGGCAGCAGGAACCUGGAACGCGCGGAGCCGGGGCUCAUUGGCCAGCCGAGGCGCUUGCUCUGAACAGGGGCACUCACUCUGCCCGGUGCAAUAGUUCCACAUAUUUUUCAACUGGGAGAGAAGCUGGUUUUUUUGUUGUUUUUUUUUUUUUUUUUUCUUCUUGCAGAGCAAGCUUGAUCCCGAAACCACCAUAGAUCAGUUAUCCUGUGACAAUACCGGGCAUCAGGCUCUUUUGGAAUUAGAUCAAAGUGUCCUUACCACUUUGAUUCCUACUUUUUUUUUUUAACCAGUCUAUACUUUCAAGUGGCCGAGAGAGAAAAUGAGGAAUGGGACUGUGCAGCACCAAGGCCUAGAAGAGGGGCUGGUUGCCACCAGAUAAGAAAGAGGGCCAGCUGCUUGUGCAGGGCCAGGGCUGGCAGCCGCGGGGAUCGCUGGGAAGAGCCGCCUGUCCUUCAUGGGUUUUUCUACCAUGUUUUUGCUGCAAAAGGACAUGGUGGAUACGCUAGCUUUCUCUUAGCCAGUAUGAAUUAUUUAGAUAUCCAAGGCAUUUUCUUGAUACACAAAAGGCUAUUUUUAAGUACUGAGAAGAGGAGGCCACAAGAGGGACAACGCUGUGGGGCUUCCCAAAGCUCUUUGUAGGUAGUACCAGAGGCGGGGCACUUGCUCUCAUUUUUCUAUGUGCAGAAUAGAGGAUCUCUCCUGAGGUGGGCCAUGCCCCCACUUUAUUUUUGGAAAAAGUGAACUCCCAGACAGUCCCAGAAGACUGUGCCUCGCGGAGGCAUUGUCAGAGGGAAGGGUCUAUUCUAGAAGAACACAGUUCUGGCUCCUGACGCCAGUACAGCUCCCUCCGUGAGGUAAAGCUGAGGACCCAGGCCCUGGGAAAGGGACUGAGGGAGGGAGGGAGGGAGAAGAAAUGUCUACAAAGCACAGGAGACUAUUUUUGAUAUUUAUAGCUAUAUAUUCAAGGCACCUGCCACGAGAGCUCUCAGGAUGGGGACAGCCUUCUUAGACGAGCCAUGACAGCCACGGCCAGAGGGGAACAAGCAGAAGCACUCUCCUUGUUGCCUUGUUGCAUUGUAACCUGAGAAAAGGGAAGCCAGGAGAGGUCCGGAGGAGGCUCAAAAGAGAAAGGCCUUCCCAUUAGUCCUUAGACCCUCAAACCUCACCCGGUCAUCAGUUUCCAUUCCAGGGCAGGAAGAAGGCCGCCGCCACCGUGCUGUUUAGUUGAAGUUAGUACCAAAUACACACCAUUUUUCUACCUGGAAAGUCAGCUCGCCAUCACUUCAUGAUAAGAACCACUGACAGAGAGAAAGAGACAGUCCAUGCUUUUCCAUCACUCAGUAUUGGAUGACACAAAAUUCCAGUCCUAACGACGGGCAUCAACUUCUAGCGUUGCAAGUGCAGCUCCCACUUGACAAGAUACUGAGCUUCGUUAUGCAGUUUUUAAUAUUAUUUAUUAUUUAAAAAAAGUAAUAAGCACAAAACUACAUACAUUGUAUGUCAUUUAAAGUAUUUAUGUCAAACAGGGUGCAAGUGUGAACCCAAGGACUGGAGCACAAAUUUCUAACUGCCUGGGGCAGGGCGAAUGUGAGCAUUGGUGUGCGUCUGCCUCCAAGGGAGGUAUUAGUGGUCAACAAGACUCCGUGGAUGACACUGAAAUUCCGUUUCUCUCCUCAUCUAUCACACUGGAGCAAAACUGGCUAUUUCUGUGAAUGAUACAAAACAGGGUUCUCUGUAAUGGUAUUGUAUAUAGUAUAUGUUUAUUGUUAAGUUGUUAUAUUAUAAUAAAUAUAUUUAUAGAUCUAGA